Austrofundulus limnaeus is the source of this 5044-nucleotide messenger RNA. RefSeq names its product histone-lysine N-methyltransferase, H3 lysine-79 specific. Gene Ontology annotation, biological process: DNA repair; regulation of transcription regulatory region DNA binding; DNA damage checkpoint signaling. Gene Ontology annotation, molecular function: histone H3K79 methyltransferase activity. Gene Ontology annotation, cellular component: nucleus. NCBI's taxonomy places the organism in Eukaryota, Metazoa, Chordata, Actinopteri, Cyprinodontiformes, Rivulidae. The record is from RefSeq and is a predicted model, not a curated record.
ACCAUGGAUAAAGAGUUUAAGAAGUGGAUGAAAUGGUACGGGAAGAAACACGGGGAGUACACACUGGAGAGGGGUGAUUUUCUGUCUGAAGAAUGGAAAGAAAGAAUCGCCAACACAAGUAUUAUUUUUGUGAAUAACUUCGCCUUUGGUCCAGAGGUAGAUCACCAGCUGAAGGAACGUUUUGCUAAUAUGAAGGAAGAAGGGAAAAUUGUGUCCUCUAAACCCUUUGCACCGUUAAAUUUUAGAAUCAACAGUCGAAACUUAAGUGAUAUUGGCACAAUUAUGCGCGUGGUGGAACUUUCUCCACUAAGGGGCUCUGUAUCGUGGACUGGAAAACCUGUUUCAUACUACUUGCAUACCAUAGACCGCACUAUACUUGAAAACUAUUUUGCUAGUCUAAAAAAUCCUAAACUCAGGGAGGAGCAAGAGGCAGCUAGACGUCGUCAACAAAAAGAUACAAAGGACAGUAAAAGCAAUAGCACCACUCCCACAAAACCUAAGGAGCAUCCCAAGCAGCAGGAUUCGGGUGGUGAGGAGGAGCGUCCGAGCUUGGUGACAGUGGUCAAACCACCUGCCAAGCCCCGACGAGCCCGCUUGUUGUCUAAAGGUCGCAAGCUGAACAAUAAGAAACGUGGUCGACCUAAGAAAGCCACCCCUGCUGCUGAGAAGAACAAGAAGAACCAGAGUGCUUUGGAUUUGCUGCAUGCAAAGACACUUUCUGCAGCGCCCCCUCAGGAUGCAAACCGGCCAGCUCAGAGUCCAUUUCACCAGCUACCUCUCAAGGUUCAGCACUAUCCUCCCAGUCAACUGCUGCUGAGCCCGACUCCUCCUGCUCUGCAACAGCUGCUUGAUAACAUCAAAGUCCAGUACCUCCAGUUCAUGACCUACAUGAAGACUCCUCAGUAUCGCACCAACCUGCAGCAGCUUUUAGAGCAGGAGAAGCAAAAACACAGAGACUUAUCAGGACAGGCGGAGCAGCUUCAUUUUGUCUGUCAGUCUCACAAGGACAAGAUCAAAGGUCUAUUUCAAACCAAACUAGAUGAGCUUGGAGUAAAAGCCCUGACUGUGGAGGACCUCCUCCAGGCCCAGAAGGAGAUAUCAGCCCACAAUCGCCAGCUGAAAGAGCAGACUAAGCAACUUGAGAGAGACAUGGUGCUGCUCAGAGACCACAGCCUGCUAUUGCUGAAGUCUCGGUGUGAGGAGCUGAAGUUAGACUGGGGCUCUUUGUGUUUGGAGAGUUUGUUGAAGGAGAAGCAGGCACUGCGUAGACAGAUCUCUGAGAAACAAAAACACUGCUUGGAGCUGCAGAUCAGCAUUGUGGAGUUGGAGAAAAGUCAGAGGCAGCAAGAAUUGCUUCAGCUCAAAUCCUACAGUCCCUGUGAGGUCUCCCCAUAUAGAAAGAGCCUGGAGUCACGUACUUCCACAGAUCUGGACUCUCUGAAGCUCGGCCUGUCCUCAGCACCCAUGCUCAACGGCAUCAAUCCAGAGCUUUCUAUCAACGGCACCAGCUCACCGUGUUUCGACCGGGCUAACACGAAGGUUGAGUUUCCUCGUUACCUGCCCAUCUCCCCGGACCACGAGCUUGUGUCCGCCACCCCUGAUUCACGACAGCGGCAGCAAAGUUCUUCCCACGCGCUUCCAGAUUACACCCGCUUCUCCCCCGCCAAGAUUGCCUUACGAAGGCACCUUAACCAGGACCCCACUGCCUCAGCUCACCUGAGGGGUACAGGGCUGACCGCACACAGGGAACUGGGUGGUGUAAACUCUUCACUUGGAGCCAAACUAAACUGCCCCUCUCCCAGUGCAUCUGAUGUUCUGUGUAAUCCUAAAAUCUCAGAGAAGAGUGGUAAGGACAGGAGUCCAUCAGUUCAGAGUGACAGUAUCACAAGCCUUCCAAUCAGCAUCCCUCUGAGCACCGUCCACCCGAGUAAAUUACCUGUCAGCAUCCCACUGGCCAGCGUGGUGCUGCCUAGUCGUGCUGAGAGACUGAGAAGUACUCCAAGUCCCGUCUCUCAGGGAGGUCAGAUCAAUGGAUAUUCAUCAAGCUCAGGGAUAAUGAAUGGAGGUCCCCACCCUGAGGACCAUAAUGGUGCUUCUUUAUCACCACCUUCUCACAACGGCACGUCUUUGACGGGACCAAUGGGCCGAGCAGGUCCCAUUCAGAGCCCUUCGCUGAGCACUGGAGGGGUGCUCCAGUAUGCCGACGGACCUCCCAGAAUCCUUCCAGAAGACGGAGCAGACCGCCAAGUUGGGGAGUCAGACACAGAACCGCAAGACGGUGAACUUCGGAGGAGGAUGUACUUCUCCUCUUCCUCCUCUUCGUCUUCCUCUUCAUCAGGCAGCGUGGCUGCAGGAUCUCGCCUCCAUCAUCACACCGGCAGCUCGGCCAAGCAGGGAUACCACAACCACGUCAACAACCACCACCACCACCACCACCAGUCCCCGGGCACGCAGCACGCACACACGCCCACACACACGUCGUCUUCACACACGCUCACCUCUCAGGAGGGCCGCAAGCGAGGCAGAAGGAAGCGCAGCUCUGCAGGGGCCGUCAUGCCCGGCGGAUCUCCGAAAAGGAGGUCUUUCCCUGGGGUCAGCUCGAACAACCACUCCUCAGGAUCUCCACUCAACAUCAACUCCAUGGUAAACAACAUCAACCAGCCUCUGGAGAUUUCUGCCAUUUCUUCCCCUGAGCAGUCGAGCCACAGCCCCAAUAGUGCCGACCUGGAUCAACCCCCCAUCUUGAAGAGAGAGCGCCCCCUAGAGCUUAAUGGUACAGGUCGAUACUCAACAGCCCCCAGCUCCGAUGAUGAGGACUCGGGAUAUCCUGCAGACAGCUCCAGUUCUCGUAUUGAAAGAAAAAUUGCCACUAUUUCCUUGGAAAGCAGAGACGGCCAUGGAAGACUCUGUGAUGGUGAACAAGCAGGCAGGAAAUCGAGCAGCAGCAGUGGGAACAGUACAGGAAGUGAUGCCUCCUCAUCCUCCUUGUCCUCUGCCAGCAAAUGGAAAUCUACCUUUUCACCCAUUUCUGAUCCCAAGCUUCCCGGUUCUGACUUAAGACAGGGUGGCUCUCCGUUCAGCGUGGGGGGAUCAAGUCGGGGCACCGACUCAGACUCGGACCACAAACAGCAGGGGAGGAAGGGGAGUGAUGGGGACUCCUCCAGCUACAUGGCUCCCAAUCCUUUUCUCAGUCAGGAGACAGUGGGGCGGGGUGGAGGCAGCGGUGCUGGUGUUGUCCCAGGAGGAUCUGGCUCAGACCAACGCCAAGCUCUCCAGAAGCAAAAAGCGUCGCGUGACUGGGAUCUGAAGACCUGCAGCAGCAUGGCCAGCCAGAACCUCUUCAUUUCAGCUGCUGCCAGCAGUGGAGGAGGCAUUCUGAGCGGGAAGGUGGGAGGCAGUCCUGUAGCAGUUUCCUCAACCACCGGGUCAUCUGUGGGGCCGUACCUGGGCUCUCAGUUCCAACUCGGCGGGACUUCGGUCUUACAGUCUUUGUUCGGGGCCCAGACUGGUGUUUCCACUGUGAACGGGACACCGAGGCUUGUGAACGGACACUCUGCCCUGGGAAGCUUCUCCAGCGCGGGGCUGGCAGGUGGAGCAGCUGGAGGUAUAUUUCACCACAUGGUUCCCUCAGUGUCCUCUCAUCAGUUUGGGGCAACACUGCCCACCUCUGGAGGCCUCAGCUCUCUGCUCAGUCUCUCCUCCUCCUCCUCCUCCUCCUCUUCCUCCUCCCAAACCCAGGCAGCCUCCACACGUCUGACCUCUGUCACCUCACCCCUCCCUCUCUCCCAGGCCCAGCACAGCCGCACACAGUCGGUUCUUCACAGCCCCUCUCACCCUACACACUCCCUGCCCCCUCCGCCACCUUUGCACAGCGUCUCCUCUUCCUCCUCUGCUUCCACGGCACCAACGCACCCCGACACUCCGGCCUCUACUCGAUCCGAGCCCCCCGCCCCCCCGCGUCCGUCCCAGUCCUCCCUGCACCACCAGAGGGUCCAGUUAUGCCUCACUCUGUCCAUCUCCUCUUCCUCCACCUCUGCAGCUUCUGUCUCUACCACCGYUGCUGCUUCUGCCUCCCACUCCUCCUCCUCCUCCUCUCUGUCAUCCUCCUCUUCCUCCUCAUCGCGUCCAUUCACAGUGCACUACUCCCCCCGGCUGCCCCCUCCACCUCCAGCCAACAGCUCGGGUGGUGGUGGGAGCAUGUGGAGGACUCAGAGCAUGCAUGGGUCCUACAGCAACUCCCAGCUCCCCGGCUCCCGACCUAGAUAGGAUGUGGGUGUAAGGGGGAGGGAGGGUGGAGAGGGGGAGGGCAGAGGGCAAUCAGAGGGUGGAUAGAUGGCGAUAGGGAUUGAGAGACAGGAUACCUGUAUUUCCUGUGUUUCUACCAGCUGCUGUUCUGAUUAAACAAGGUAAUUGAUGAAAUCUACCUCAAAAUUCAAUAAACUAUGCAAAUGUCCAGGUGUGGACCAAGGCACUCUUCUCACUCACUGGUGCUUCAUCCUGUCUGCACUACCCAACCGCCUCCAAGACCGGCUCCUGUACUGGGCUGUAUAAAACACACACACACACACACACACACACAAUCUUUCUAGUUCUAGAGCAGAAUUUAUUGUUGCUGCUCGUGUUUUUGUGUGGUGUAAAUUAAUUGAGUAUAAGUCUGUAAAUCAGCUCUGAAAGAAUAGAAACAUGAUGUCGGAUUAACUUUAAGGUGCUCUAACAUGUUCAUUCAGUCAGAAUCAUAACGACCACCGUUCAGCAAACACAAACAUGCAUCAUUCAACAGACUGAAAGACCUUUCUGAGCUGGAUCAGGCGUCACGCUUCUUCCAAAGUUUAACUUGUGUGUUUGUGCGUGUUAGCGUGACCCACGACACGGAGGCAGCUCAGCGAGCAGACGUCGUGCAGCUUCGCCUUCACGCAUGCCCUCCCCGUUUUCUUCAUCAUAUUUCUGCAUAAAGCAAAUUGAGGAACUUUAAAGUUCACACUGGAUGCUGAGGUGCAGUUACGCAGAGGAUAUUGGCUGGUUAGUUGACACCCCUUGUUUUCAU